Molecule: messenger RNA, 390 nt
Organism: Dentiscutata heterogama
Lineage: Eukaryota; Fungi; Glomeromycota; Glomeromycetes; Diversisporales; Gigasporaceae
Source: the annotation of a GenBank genome assembly
AUGUCAACACCAACUUCAACUCCAUCUUUCGUGUCUCAAGAACUCACAAACAUACUUUCAGAAUUUGAGUAUGGUAUUAAACCUAAUUCCGUAAAAAUCUCUCAGACGACUGCAAAAAAUUCAAUUUUUCAACUUUGUUUGCUUGAAAACAUUCAAUUAACUAUUAGCAUUACGGAUAUUGGUUUUAUUAUUACGGACGCGAGCCCAUAUCCUACUGCUAAUGAAGUCAACAAUAUUGAUUUAGAAACUGUCAACAAAUGGAUUAAUCACCCUUUUGAAACGAUGGAAGCAUUAUUAUUAGCCACUAGUCCCAAAUUUAAUGAAAUUUUUCAUCAAAUUUUGUUUAACAAAUUAUUGGACUUACAAUCUCAACAAGAUGUUGAGGAUUAA